AUGCAUCUUUGGAUUUCGUUGGUUCUGUUCUGUGCCGCGUCCAUGGGCACCGCCGAGACGUUUGCCAGUUACGGCGAGAUAUGCCAAAGGCUGUGUGCUUGUGAGGAGAGAGAGGAGAUACUGACAGUGAGUUGUGAAAACAGAGGAAUUGUGAGUCUCUCCGACAUAAGCCCCGUGUAUUUCCCCGUGUAUCAUCUGCUGCUUACAGGGAACCUUCUGACGAGGCUGUCCGCCGACGACUUCGCUGAAUAUAACGGACUGACAAUACUGCAUCUGGGCAACAACGACAUAUCCGAAGUCGAAUCGGGAGCCUUUAACGGACUUCAGGGAUUAAAAAGGUUACAUCUCAACAAUAACAAAAUUGAUGCCUUGAAGGAAGAGUUCUUCCUUGGCCUUGAAAGUCUGGAAUAUCUGCAGAUGGACUAUAAUUACAUCACUCAUGUAGAACCAAACGCCUUCGGCAAGCUUCUUCAUCUGGAGGUCUUGAUUCUCAACGACAACUUGAUAUCCGCUCUGCCCGUGAACAUCUUCCAGCACGUCCCGCUGACUCACCUGGACUUGAGGGGGAAUCAGCUGAAAGUGCUCCCCUACGCGGGUCUGCUGGAGCACAUGGGCAGCGUUGUGGAGCUGCAGCUGGAGGAGAAUCCUUGGAACUGUUCGUGCGAGCUGAUCGCUCUCAAAACCUGGCUGGAGAGCAUAUCCUACACCGCCUUAGUUGGCGAUGUCGUUUGUGAGUUCCCCUUCAGGCUUCAUGGGAGGGAUCUCGACGAGGUUUCAAAGCAAGAGCUUUGCCCACGGAGAGCCAUCGCUGAAUAUGAGAUGCCGCCUCUGCCACAUUUGAGCACCGAUGCAUACUUUAGGACGACGUCAGCUCUGGUCACAGCCUCCCUCGCCUCGUCUGGGAUUGCGCGGUCCUCGUCAAGGCCCACCAAAGGACCCCGCCAGUCGGGAAAAUUAAAAUCAAAGCCCACCUCUCGUGUCCCCUCCAAUAAACCACAAAAUUACGGUCAAAUUGUCUCAUAUCAGACCAAAUCCCCUGUGCCUUUGGAUUGCCCAACUGCCUGUACCUGUAACCUUCAAAUUUCAGACCUUGGCCUCAAUGUCAACUGCCAGGAGCGAAAGAUCGAGCGCAUCUCCGAUCUGAAUCCCAAACCAUACAAACCCAAAAAGAUGUAUCUUACGGGGAACUACAUUCCUGUGGUGCGUAGGUCAGAUUUCAUAGACGCAACUGGAUUAGAUCUCCUCCACCUGGGUAAUAAUCGUAUAGCUCACAUACAUGAGAGAGCGUUUGGAGAUUUGGCGCAUUUACGAAGGCUGUACCUCAACGGGAAUUUGAUAGACCGUCUUACGGUGGAGGUAUUUUACGGAUUGGAGAGUCUGCAGUUCUUAUAUCUAGAGUACAAUGUCAUUAAAGACAUAGCCCCUGACACUUUUCAGCACGUGCCCAGUCUUCAGUUGCUCUUUCUGAACAAUAACCUCCUGAAAACCUUGCCAGAGGGAACGUUUAAUGGCCUGACGUUGGCCAGGCUGAAUCUCCGUAAUAACCAUCUCCGAUAUCUGCCCGUCAGAGGUGUGCUGGAUCAGCUUACAGCGUUGGUGCAGGUAGAUUUGUUCGAGAAUCCCUGGGAUUGCUCCUGCGCCAUCCUAGACUUGAAGAUGUGGCUGGAGCAGCUUAGCACAGGCACAGUUGUGAAUAAUGUCAUCUGUGGCUCGCCCAAGAGGCUGGCUGGGGAGGAUAUGAGAUACAUUAAGACAGCUAAUUUCUGCCCCAAUAACUCUGAUAUACUUGCCUCCAUGAUCCCGCCCUCUGAAGAAUCGUUUCCUGGCAGCACUAUCACCAUAGAAACAUCCUUGGAUUCGGACACACAAUACAGCACCGUUCCUUUAUCUGUGCUGAUCCUAGCCCUGCUCAUGAUGUUCAUUGUGUCGGUGUUUGUGGCCGCGGGGUUGUUUGUGGCAAUUAAGAAGAGACGUCAAAAGACUCAGAAUGAGCAGAACAACUCCGCGAACGCCUGCAUCAGCUCCCUAAACAUGGAGUACGGCCUCUACAAGAAAGGGUCCAUUCCCAAAGUCCGAACGUCCGCCGGACACGUAUACGAGUACAUCCCGCCCGCUGCGGAGCCCGCGGGCAGAGCCGGCGCCUACACGCCGGCCGAGGGCCAAUCAGCGGAUGGAUACAGAGAUUUUGACGAGUUGAACGGGACGUUCCUGGGUAACUCGGAUGAAGAGGGAGCCAGUAAUGCAAUAAGCUCUGAAUACAGCGUCGCUACCCCAGAGCCUCUCAACAAGGCCUCCUCCCCUCUGCAGGAUGAUCAGUAUUACUACAGAGACGUCUUAGAGCCGGACAAACAUGUGCCCUACAGCGAUACAUUACCGUGCAGACAUACAGCCCCUUCCUGUAGUCGGUAUACCUCAGACUUCGAUGUGAGACAUCAGUACGUGCACCCGGAGAGAGUACAACAGACAAUACUUUACUGUACGGCACCAAGUACUGUUUAUGUCGAGCCCAACCGGAGCGAGUACUGGGAAUUGAAAGCCAAGCUUCACAUCGACCCUGAUUACCUUGAAGUACUUGAAAAGCGUACAACAUUUACACAGUUUUGA
Messenger RNA from Lampris incognitus (smalleye Pacific opah), 2604 nucleotides. RefSeq names its product SLIT and NTRK-like family, member 5b (gene slitrk5b). Gene Ontology annotation, cellular component: membrane. The record is from RefSeq and is a predicted model, not a curated record. The transcript has a single exon. The coding region runs from base 1 to 2604 and encodes 867 amino acids. Gene Ontology annotation, molecular function: protein binding. Gene Ontology annotation, biological process: axonogenesis; positive regulation of synapse assembly; regulation of presynapse assembly. Lineage: Eukaryota; Metazoa; Chordata; Actinopteri; Lampriformes; Lampridae.